Molecule: messenger RNA, 1123 nt
Organism: Eurytemora carolleeae
Lineage: Eukaryota; Metazoa; Arthropoda; Copepoda; Calanoida; Temoridae
Exons: 5
Coding region: 243-1061 (272 amino acids)
Source: RefSeq, a predicted model, not a curated record
UCCUGGCAACCCCCACCCCCUCCCCAACAUGUUCACUGCUGGCAGCGGCUUGCACGCUUCUACACGUCAGAAAAGGGCCGGUCGUUCACUCCAUGUGAGACUAAGAAAAUCUAAAAUGUCCGGAGAUAUUACAACACGGAAGAAGAGAAAGUCAGCUGCUGGCCGGAAGAAGGAAGACGACAUUUUACUUGAACCCAAAAAUCCGCCAAUCGAUAAAAGGAAAAAGCCGCAAUUAAUAGUUGAUGAUCUGCCUGCUCCGAAAGAGCGCAACAUGUUCAGCAAAUUAUGUUACGCUUUCAUCAUAUUCGUUCUUCUUACAAGUAGGUAGCGUGUGUGGUGUUUAUAUGUUUCUGCUAAAUUCUGAUUCCAAUGUUAUUCCUGCAGCAUUUUCGGAAGUACAAGAAUCCAUAGUUGAAAGAUUGAAAGAUCUGUCUUCAUUAAAGCUGCCAGAGUUCGAGCUUGGAGCAGAGUAUCUCAUGCCAUCAUUUCUAGGUACAGCACUGUCUGUUGAUAAUCUUAGAGAAAUGUCAACCAAAGGAAUAGAGAUAAUUGUUGAUACAUUUGUAACAGCAUCUGUACAGCUGUCUGAUGCACUAUCAACUGUUUCUAAAUCUGUUAACCCAGUAGUCAGCUGUGCCAAAGAUCAUGUGGAAAACUGUCUAGCCACAGUUUCCAAGUUUAUUAAAGACACCAUAGCAGCAGUAUCAACAUCUGGUAACAGCAUAACAGAAGAGGUCCAGGUCACACUUGAUCAUGAUGACGAUGUUCCUGCCACAGAACAGGAAGAAGAUAAUAUUGCUGAUGUCUUAAACAAGAUGACAGAGGAAAUAAACAAGAUUCAAGAUAACAUUCAACCUGAUGUAGUUGAUGAAAUACAAGAGGUGCAUGUUGAUGCUUUGAUUGACGUUGCUGAGGAAGCCAAUGUUGAAGCUUCUGAAAAAUCACAAUCUAAUGAUGUUAUUGUUGAAGAAGCUCCUGCCCCUCCUACUGUUAAACCAACUGAAAGAACACUAGUCAAUGAUGAAAUUGAUGAGAAUAUUAGACAUAACAUUGUUCUAUAGCAAAAGACAAGAAAUGUAAGCAUUUUUUUAAUAAAUGCGAAUAAAAAAUAUCUUUUGUUUAA